Molecule: messenger RNA, 892 nt
Organism: Rhipicephalus microplus (southern cattle tick)
Lineage: Eukaryota; Metazoa; Arthropoda; Arachnida; Ixodida; Ixodidae
Source: RefSeq, a predicted model, not a curated record
UAUCGUUGUAUUCGCAUCGUGUGGAGAUAGACCCGGAGGUUCAGAGCUCCUGCCAUCUUUGUAAGGUGACGACCUCCCAGAAAAAAAGCACAGCCCGUACAACACAACACGUGACAUCCAUGGGUAGAGCCUGUCGUAUUGUCAACGAGCCUCCUCCAACAGGCUGCAACGAAGCAGCCUUGUUAGCAACGGCACUACUUCUUACACUACUUACAGACUAUACUCUGCUUGAAGAGGAUUCGGAAGAAUCUGACGAAGAAAGCUGGGAAAACAACAGGCAAAAUGGUUAUGAUGGUCGGAAGAUUGGGCAGCCUGGUCGCCCACCAGCACCAGAGGCGCGUGCACCGAUUGCGACAAUUGAGGAAAUUGACUGCUUCGAUGGCGACAUCCAACAGUCAGCAAGCGAAGAAUCAUCAGGUGACCCAUCAAGUGCCACAUCACGGCAGCACUUGCUGUCGCUUCAGCGGCGACAACAACGGGGACAACCGCACUGUUCCUCCGAACAACGCACUACCUCGCUCGGAUCCGGGCCAGCAGCGAGACGCGGCAAGAAGAAACGCCGCAGCAGCUCAACGACACAGAGGCUAGAGCUUCUCUAGUGAUGCGGCAAUGCGAGAGCUACUCCCAUGUCUCCAUGACCUAUAGAGCGUACAGUGUUUGAAAUAAUCAGUAGCUGUGGGCGACUACAGCUUCGAGAUUGUAGAGUACCAAUACAGAAGUCUACUGGUAUGGUACUGGAGGCCUACUGCAAAAAUAACUUCUCUUUCCUUUUUCUUGCCACUCCUUGCCUUUCAAGAUUAGAAAAAUAAAGUUUUGUGUCUCGCUCUGGUGAUGACGAGACCUACGAAUCGACCACGAAUAAGAACGAAUAAAUUUCUUUUCGGGUCACUAG